Trichobilharzia szidati is the source of this 870-nucleotide messenger RNA. The record is from the annotation of a GenBank genome assembly. Lineage: Eukaryota; Metazoa; Platyhelminthes; Trematoda; Strigeidida; Schistosomatidae.
AUGUAUGUUAUCAUACUACUUUUAUUCUCUUGUUCAAUUAUCAAUAUUGAAUGCAUUAAAAUUGGAUCAUUUAACAUACAAGUGUUUGGACAGAAUAAAGUUUCUAAAAAGGAUGUUUUAUCAAUACUCGUUAAGAUAUUAUCCCGAUAUGAUUUAAUUGUAGUGCAAGAAAUUCGUGAUGCUAAGAAUACAGCAUUCAGACAUCUUGUAGAUGAAUUAAACAGAUAUACUAAUGGAAAUUACAAGUUUGUAAUAAGUGAGAAAUUAGGUCGAACAAAUUCAAAAGAACAAUAUGGUGUAAUUUAUAAACCGAAUUUAAUCACAAUUGGAAAGAUGGUAACAUUUCACAAUAAAGAGAAUCUAUUUGAGAGACCACCAAUGGCUGUAGAAGUACAUACAACUAGUUCAGCGAUUUCAAUGUUCGCUUUAGUUGUAGUACAUUUGGAUCCAGAUAGUGUCUUUGAAGAAGUAAAUAAUCUAUACACUUUUGUUAAGAAUAUUAUCAAAGUCUGGCGUACACAGAAUGUUCUUAUUCUCGGAGAUAUGAACGCGGAUUGUGGUUAUCUAUCGAAAAAGAAAAUGAAACAGAUACAUUUACGUACAGACACAGAAUUCGUUUGGGCUAUUCCAGAUCGUCAUGAUACAACUUUGGGCAAAGGUAAUUGUGCCUAUGAUAGAAUAAUUAUACAUGGGAAAGAAUUGAAACAAGCUGUCAAACAAGGAAGUGCAAAAGCUUAUCAUUUUCCAAGUGAUCUACGAAUUGAUGAUAAAUUGGCGAAACAAGUCAGUGAUCACUAUCCAGUUGAACUGGAGUUGUAUUAGACUAAUCAAUCUCUUCUUGAAUUUCAAAACUGUUUUAUUAAUGUUUAC